GAAGGGAAACGGAUGAGGAUCCCUUAAAAGCUCAGCGCCGUGGAGAAUGGAAUACCAUGUCAAUGGCGCCUUGGCCGAGAAGCACAGCCCGAUGGACUACGGGGUCCAGAUUAGAUUCAUCAACGACCUGAAGGAACCCAGCAAGCCCCAGAAGAUCCGCUCCAAGGCCUCCAAACCGGGUUCCUAUGGCGUGGCCGUGCGGGUUCAGGGGAUCGACGGGCAGCCCUUCGUGGUCCUGAACAGCGGCGAGAAAGGGGAGGACUCGUUCGGCGUGCAGAUCAAGGGCGAGACCAAGUACGGGGCCGCUGCCCGGAAGCAGCCGCACGAGGAGGCCUUCCCGGGCUCGCCCGGGGCUGCGUCGUCGUCCAGGGAUGCCUCGGGCUCCAUCAGCUCCGACUCGGAUCUCCCGGAUAACCCGUACGGGGCCCAGCUGUCGCGGUACAGCUCCCAGUACAACAUCUCGGACGAGGAGCCGGGCCGCUCGUCACGCAGCAACGGCCCCUCGCUCCCCGCAAGCGGCUGCCGGACGCUGCCCCACAAAAGGGCCCUGGGCGAGCAGCUGCGGCGGACUCAGUCCCACAGCUCCCUGCUCAGCCCCGGGGGGGACGCGUCCGAGCAGCCCGGCCCUCCCGCCACUCAGCCCGUGGGCGCCCCCCAGGCCCUGCCUGGAGCGGGCGCCCCAAGGAGCACCAGCAUGAUGAACCUCGCUGGCCACAGGCUGCCCAGCCCUCAGGGGGACGGCGGCGGCGGCAGUGUCUCCGGCUUGCGGCCCACCCAGAAGCCCCCCUCGUUGGAGGCGGACCCCUCCCAGCCUUCUCCGCCGGGCGGCGGCGGGGACAUCGACACGAUGCCGCUGUCCUCGGUGGACUCGCUGAUCAGCAAGUUCGACGGGAAGGCCCAGCAGCGGGGCCGGGCCACCAGGAGGAGCCGGAUCUCCGCGGCGGAGCGGAAGCGCUCACAGAGCCUCGACGGGAGGGUGGCUUUCCGCGACACGGCCGAGUGCCGGGAGCCGGGGGCCGGCGAGCGCCCCGGGAGCUUCCGAGAGGAGGCGAGGACCCCGGCCACGGUCCAGCUCGGUUCGGCCGGCCCCGCGGGAGGCAGAAGCCUCAGCCGAGCUGCUGAGCGGCACGCGAAGGAGUCCGACCUAGACAAGUCGAAGCUGACCCGCGACUGGGUCGCCAAGAGCCAGGAAGAGCCGGCGACGGAGAAGCAGCCGAGGAAAGUUCAGUCGGAUCUGCAGCUUAAGUCUACUCCUGACCUUUUGAAGGACCAACAGGAGAUGUCCCAGCCAGGGAGCAGUGACUAUACCAAAGAGCUGAUCUACAGUAUCUUGAAGGAUGGAAGCCCAGAAAACGACAUCGCAGUGAAGAGAAAAACCAACUUGGUCUUUGAGAAAAUCCAAGCGCUUGCGGCUGCACCUUCAUCGGAGUCGAGAGCGUUCCUCCCUCAGGAGAGCGCGCUGCAGAGGAAGGUUGACGAAUUGCAGAAGAAACUGGACGAGAAGACUAAGCUCUGUGAGAAUUUGGGGUUGUCGCAGGACAGCCGCAGAAACGGCGCUCCUCGCGGCCUGGAGAUCCGACUGGAGGAGUCCGAGGAGGAGUGCCGCCGUCUCCGGGAAGCCUUUGCCAAGAAGAGUCAGGAGCACCAGAGCGGGCUGCAAGAGCUGAGGGAUGUGAAAAUGGACAAGGAACAGAUGGAAGCCAAGAUGGCGGACUUGGAAGACCAGUUGAUGGAGAUGCAAGAGGCACUUGACCGGUUCCGGGAGCCCCCAGGGGGGGCUGUGGACAGGGAAGCCAUGCUGAAAGAGCUGAUGGAAGCCCGGGAGGAGCUGGAGGAGGUCCUGAGGGCCAAGCAGAAGCAGGAAGAGCAGCUGCGUCAGCGGGAGCGGGAGCUGACCGCGCUGAAAGGCGCCCUGAAGGAAGAGGUGGCCAGCCACGACCAGGAGCUGGACCGGGUCCGGCAGCAGUACCAGCAGGACAUGGAGCAGCUGCGGCGCAACAUGGAAGACGUCUCACAGGAUCAGGCGAGCUUGGAGGCCGAGAGGCAGAAGAUCAACUCCGUGGUGCGGAACCUGCAGAGGGAGCUGCAGGAGAGCAACGAGGAGGUGGCCCACUGGAAGGAGCUGUUCCAGAAGAACAAGGAGGAGCUGCGCGGCACCAAGCAGGAGCUGAUGCAGGUGAAGAUGGAGCGCGAAGACCUCGAGGAGGAGCUGAGGGAGGCGCGCGAGCGCGUCACCGCCCUGCGGCAGGAGGCGGACCAGGCCCGGAGCAGCGCCGGGAGUGCCGGAGAGGCCGCCUCCCUCAGGAAGGAGCUGCGUGAGUCCCGGGAGCAGCUGAGGGACUUAACCCUGGAGAAGCAGGCCCAGGACGAGGUGCUGCGGCAGCGGGAGAGGGAGCUGCUUAGCCUGAAGGAGGCGCUUGAGGACGAGGUGGCCAGCCGGGACCAGGAGGCCGAGGAGCUGAAGCAGCAGUUCCAGCAAAACAUGCAGCGCCUCCAGAAGGAGUGCGAGGAGGUGUUCAAGGUGAAAGCUGCCUUGGAGGGAGAGAAAGAGGCAACCGAACAAACGAAGAAGGCCGUUGAGUCCACGCUGCGGGAGACACAGGAGGAAAACGACGAUCUCCGGCGGAAGAUCCUGGGCCUGGAGUCGCAGCUGAAGGAGUUCCGGCACUUUGCGGACAACUGGCAGGAGGUGGAGACCAGACUGAAAGAAAAGAUUGCCAAGCUAGAGGCGGACCGCAAGCAGAUGGAAGACUCCCUGGGGAACGCCACGGACCAGGAGCAGGAGCUGCUGCUGGCCAAGCGGUCGCUGGAGAGCCGCCUGGAGGAAGCCCAGCGGAGCCUCAGCCGGCUCUCGCGGGAGCACCAGGACCUGAGCGCCUCGUACCAUGAGGAGCUGAAGCAAAAAGAACAGCUCAAGCGAGCCAAGAGCGAGCUGGAAGAGCAGAAGCAGCUGCUGGACAAGAGCAUCGGGAAGCUAACGAAAGAGCUCGAUAAGAUGUCCGCAGAGUCCCACAACGCGCUGUCUGAACUGCAGUCACAGCUGGAAGAGUACAAGGAGAAAUCCCGCAGGGAGAUCACCGACUCUCAGAAGCAGGCGAAAGACCGGAAUGCCGAAGUGGAGAAGAUGCAGUAUAAUCUGGGAAGGUUGCAGGACGAGGUAACUCGGCUCAAGCAGGCCCUGCAAGAUACCCAGGCGGAGCGGGAGAACGCCAUCUUUGACAAGGAGCUGCUGGCCCAGCGCCUGAACAACCUGCAGCAGGAGAUGGAGUCCAAGAGGCGGUCCCAGGAAGAUCGGUCCCGCCAGGCCAAGUCGCUGGAGGACAAAGCGAAGCGGCUGGAAGUGGAGCUUGAGGAGGAGAAGAACACGGUGGAGCUGCUCACCGAGCGAAUCAACCGCACUCGAGACCAGAUCGACCAGCUGCGAGCCGAGCUGCUGCAGGAGCGUUCCAUCCGCCAGGACCUGGAGUGUGAUAAGGUCUCUCUGGAAAGGCAGAACAAAGACCUCAAAAGUCGCCUCACGAGCAGCGAGGGCCUCCAGAAGCCCAGCGCCAACGUUUCGCAGCUGGAGUCGCACAUCCAAGACCUUCAGGACAAGCUCCAGGCUGAAGAGAGAGAGAAAAGCAUUCUGGUGUCGUCGAACCGCAAGCUGGAGCGAAAGGUGAAGGAGCUGACAAUCCAGAUCGAUGACGAAAGGCAGCACGUGAAUGACCAGAAGGACCAACUGAGCUUGCGGGUCAAAGCGCUGAAGAGGCAGGUGGACACGGCAGAGGAAGAGAUCGAGCGGCUGGAGGCUGCCCGGAAGAAGGCCCUGCGGGAGCUGGAGGAGCAGCACGAGACGAACGAGCAGCUGCAGGGCCGCAUCAAGGCCCUGGAGAAGGACCUCUGGCGCAAAACAACCCGCACCACAGCCGAGUCGUCUCUGAACGAUGACCACUUGAGCUCAGACGAAGAAUUUGACAGUGCCUACGGCCCGUCCUCCAUCACGUCGCUUCUGACGGAAGGGAACCUCCAGGCAAGCUCCUGCUAGCCACAUCGCGCUGCACCGGGCAGCGGGAGGGAGAAGGCCACCACUCUUCACGGACUCCUCCAGCGCUCUCAAAAUGACACCUUUAAACCCAGCAGAAAGAACAAUGGCAUCUGGGGGAAUUUCUAGCAAGCAGCCGCAAGACGGAUGCUGCCGUGGCCAUCCCGGCUUUGUGCAUCUGUAGAUAAAACAGGCCUCUUUCACAGUGGGAAGGAAAACGUUUAUUUUUGCGUACUAAGCAGCAGUCGGAGCAGAAAUGGGAAGAGGGAGAGUGUAAAAUAGAAAUUAAAUUAUAUUUAAGCCCCGGCACCCUUUAUGCACCACCAUGUGCAUUUGUAUCUUGAUCCAGUUCUCAGGGCAUUGGUGAAUGAUUGAGAAAUAGAAUCUUUUCUGUUUAUUUUGUAAAACCAAAUUUUAUUUUUUUUUCUUUGUGUAUAUAUAUCUAUGUAUAUAUAUGGGGCCUAUAUAUGUAUGCCAAUUUGCAUGUGUACUGAAAUUUAUGUGCAAUAGCCUUGCUGAAUGAUCUAGGGAGAGGGGCCGACUUGUUUUGGGAGGACAGCCGGAUCCCUGGAUCCGGUUUGUCCGCGUUGUAAGUGUUGAGGAGACGGUUCAGGAGGCUGCCUUAAGUCGCAUCUUUGUCCGUGCUGACAGAUCCUUGGUUUGUUGAGACGUAGGUGCUCCGGGUGCAAGAGACCGAACGUGACCAUCUUCUCUGGCGGCAUUUCUUUUGGUGACUCGGCUCAUAUUUCUCUCCAGGGCUCUCGAAACAGAUGCCUGCUUCUCUCCUGCAAACCUCCUGCCCUACCUAGGCUUCCUAAUCAGAGGCACUCUGUAUCCCCAGUGAAGGUGUUUUCUAACCGUGGAGCAAAGUUGGCUUUUUUUUUUUUUUUUUUUGAAAACGAGCUUCUUGAGAUACCGUUUCAGGUGCUGCAUUGGCAGCUUGGCAGCGUUCCAGUUGCCCUCAGUUCCGAGGAAGUCAAAACCUCUUGCGUCAAAGUGAAAAGUUUAACUGGCUUUCCCCUCCUGUCUUUUGUGCAAAAGUUAAACAAGCCAGCCUUGGGACCAGAUGACCAGUGUUAAGAGGAAAUUCUCUUUUAGUCGGCUCGCUUUUCUUCAUCUCGUGCUUGGGACCGUUUCGUCCUGUGUUGCGAGGUCAUCUCAACUCUCCCAAACCAGCUAGCUGCCCCUGAAGCCAUCUCGUUCCUCCAAAGGUCUUUUAAAAAGUGUUCCGUGCUCUUUCUGUCUGUUGCCAGGGCUCUGUCAGUGGAGAAGUGUCCUUGCCUUCCUUGCGCACCCCACAAGAGCCUUCCACCAACCUGGUGUUUCCAGAGCACGUUAAACAGCAGUUCCCAUCGCCCGAGACCACUGGACACGCUUGUGGACCAGUGGGGGUUGUUUUCAAAGCAGCGGAAAGGUGGCCAGCUGAGGAGGGCCGCCCUCCCGUAUGAAGGGAAAUGUUUUACCCAAACUGGUGGAGACAGGCACUGUGUUGCUGAACAGGUUUGUUCUCAUCCUCCUGAGGGACGCACGCCACCUCAGCGGCUCAGGUUACCGUGUACGCUGCGGGUUUUCCGCCCUCGCUUCUGAUUCCUAAAGCAACAGCAGCGCAAGGCCCCAGGUGAGGUCAUAGGUGCAUUCUUGGGGAACACGUGGUCCCAGAGCUGUCCUCUUCAGAACUUUUCCUUGUCCACAGCAUUUCCAGAGCCAGCCAGUUGCCACAGGUAAACAGCAUGUUCUGGACUGCGAGUGCAUUUCCCACUAAAAAACCCACGGAUGCCAGCGGGUUGCUUCCUGCCUUAAUGGUUUAAUGCACAGGUGCUCCCUCCCAUGCCUGGAGGGAAUGGAUGCACGUAGCCAAUGUGAUCCACACAAUUUGGGGCAGAGAGGACCCAAGGAGCUGCGCCUGAGCCAUUUCACGGAACCCUUCCCUGAUCGCUUUGGUAUCAUGUAUGAUGCAUUCGGAAAUUCCGUUUAGCGGAGACCUCCGGCAAGGUUCCUGCACUUUCCCUGCCAAAGGCAUCUCUCUGCUUCUUCUCUGUAUGAACAUUUUGCAGUGUUUCCAAACGUGCAUUUCUUGUUUGCUUUUCCAGUUGCUUCUCCAUCUUGCAGAGGUUCCGGAGAGUAACACAGACAAGGGUAGCGGCUUGUCCACAGUGGGUCCCAGGGUCUUCUCCUUGGCCAAGUCUGAGCUGUGGCGAACGCAGCCGUGCUCCCCAAGGGGACGCGGCAGAGCCAAGGGCUGGUCCCCUUCUUGUCCGCCGUGCCCACUCCGGCGGGGUCGCUUCGCUUUUCCAGGCCUUGCACCACGUGCCUUAGUGCUGACCUCUCUCAAGCGGAGAAGCGCUGGUUACUUCUCUGCUCAGGAGACAGACUGUGUGGGUCUCGCUCAGACUCCUACAAUCGUUAACCCCCACUCCUGGACACCCCCACACACGCGUGCAGAUUCACACGACGGGAAGAACUGUCUGUUUUGUGUCAGAGCUUGUACUUAGCUGGGUGGCUUUUGGGUCGAGGAAGACACUUCUUGAACAAACUGUGGGAAGGGUCACUAUAGUGACAAUUCUGGAGUGAGAGAACUAUUUUCUGCAUUAAAUCCGAUGCUCCCCAAAGUUUAAACCUGGUUUCAAAUUCAGUCCAGCACGGGUUGGAGACCAGGGUGGUCUAUCUCAUUCAAACUAUUAAUGGUUAUAGCUUGGAGGUGGUUCUCUGUUUCCAUCACAGCCUGAAGGAGGAAGUCAGCCAAGUGUACCAACUUUAGGAGAAGUCUAAUCUAGCUUUUCCUCCUUCUGGGUUUGGGGGCUGCAAAGAACUCACUGGGUUGUUGUGUCAUCGACACGCCCGCUGUCUUGAGUGUGGCACAUUUUUCGCCGACAAAGUCCCUUAUAGAAUGUUUCAGGCACUUCCUCCCUGGAAAUGGUUUUGACGUCGGAAGUUGCUAUGUGUUUGGAAUUCAGUGGGAUUUGUCGGCUCACAAAAACUAGCACCCAACGGACACCAGUAUCAGUGCUCUGGGCCAAACUAGGAAGCUUAGAGAGUUCUUGGUGAGACAGACACUCUAUGUGGCCUCCACUUGGCAAUGCAAAAUGACCAUGUUUGUGACGCUUACAACUUACUCCCCUUAAUUAUCUGGUAUGUGACAAAACCUGAAAUUAAGUGUGCUGGGGAAACAGGUAGGAAACAACCUACAUCUCGGACUUGGCCAUGGGAUUUUUGAUUAUUUGGCUGUUUCAGUCACUGGGUUCCCUGAUCCAAGGGUGGACUUGCGAUCGGUUUCCAUGUGUGUCCUUUGAAAGUUGCUUUGACUAAAAAUGAUUCAGACUAGCACUGGAUCAUCUGGAGGGGUCCAGAGGCUGCUGGCCACCAUAUUCAGAUUGAAAUACCUUUGUGUCAGAAAGAGAGUACCCACAAAGCUUUUGGUGUCUCCGGAGUUCUCAUUUUAGGCAACCAAACUGCACACUGAUGAUGUCACAACCGCAAAACAAGACCCUUGCGUUCGGCUGUCGAUUCCGGGUAUGCAAAUGUCCAAAUUGGGCCAUUCAGAUCACUUUUAGAUAGUGGUUUUGUAAUUGUAAGCACCAUUACGUCUGUCAGGGCAAGGUGCAUUGCUGUUUACCAGAGCUCAUAAUUGAAAAUAAAUGAAAUUUAUAUGUGGCAGGCCUACCAGCCCUAUCGAGUUAACUGCGAGCAAAAUAAAGGGUAGGAUUCUGACAUUCAGACCUUUGGAGCUAUUCUUCAUUUUAUUAUUUUAUUUUUUACAGUAAUGCAAUAAUUUAGACAUGUAUACUGGUGAGGGAGGGAAACUGAUCAAAGUGGAAUGUUUAACCACGAUUGUGAGCAUAUCCUGUGUUUGUACAGUUUAAAAUGGCUGCUAAUAGGAUCUGAGUCGGUUUCUAUUGUUUGUAACUUUUGAUUUCCCUCCAGAUUUAUUUUCAGUCAUUAAGGGGGGAAACCCUUGAUUGUUGAUUUUUAAAAUAAAGGUCCUAUAUUCA
Messenger RNA from Varanus komodoensis (Komodo dragon), 8013 nucleotides. It is a transcript of the gene CGN, whose product is annotated as cingulin. Gene Ontology annotation, cellular component: myosin complex. The coding region runs from base 47 to 4027 and encodes 1326 amino acids. Lineage: Eukaryota; Metazoa; Chordata; Lepidosauria; Squamata; Varanidae. The transcript is spliced from 21 exons. The record is from RefSeq and is a predicted model, not a curated record.